Molecule: messenger RNA, 600 nt
Organism: Angiostrongylus costaricensis
Lineage: Eukaryota; Metazoa; Nematoda; Chromadorea; Rhabditida; Metastrongylidae
Source: the annotation of a GenBank genome assembly
AUGGAAAAUUCCUCACCAGAGUUAGCGCAGCUAAUGCACCACCUCCAGGGUUCAUCAUCUUCCCAACCAUCAGUGCCUGAAUCGACGUCGACUUCAACGUCAGGACUGUUGCCGAAUGGCAAGAAAACCAAAGGUCGUGUCAAGAUAAAAAUGGAAUACAUUGGUAACAAGCUAAGGCGGUACACAACAUUUAGUAAAAGAAAAACGGGCAUAAUGAAAAAAGCAUACGAGUUAUCAACGUUAACGGGCACACAAGUGAUGCUAUUGGUGGCAUCGGAAACCGGUCACGUCUACACCUAUGCAACGAAGAAACUCCAACCGAUGAUUUCUUCAGACACCGGAAAAGCACUCAUUCAGACAUGUUUAAACGCUCCUGGAGAUGGCUCGGAUCUGCAACCGAAUCGAACCGAAUUUACCUUCGAGACUGGGACAGCACCACCUAAUCCACGAAAACGACGUGUAGCAGACACACCGGACGCAGCCGGUCUUGUGCAUACGCAAUUUGUAUUAUGUAAGUUGAUAUCAGCGCUGAAUAAGGACUUAGACGAAACUGCCAAGAGUUCGCUAUGGCCUCGCUCGAAUACCGCCCCAAUGAAGUAA